Molecule: messenger RNA, 1695 nt
Organism: Saccostrea cuccullata (small rock oyster)
Lineage: Eukaryota; Metazoa; Mollusca; Bivalvia; Ostreida; Ostreidae
Exons: 1
Coding region: 1-1695 (564 amino acids)
Biological process (GO): DNA replication
Molecular function (GO): nucleotide binding; DNA-directed DNA polymerase activity; DNA binding
Source: RefSeq, a predicted model, not a curated record
AUGCCCUCGGCUUUCGGAUUCACCGAACUCAAGAAAGGCUAUUUCCCCCACUUUUUUAAUACGGAACAGAACCAGAAUUACGUGGGACCUUAUCCACCGGCAGCUUUCUACAAUCCGGACGAAAUGUCUAUCAGUGGACAACAAGCUUUUUUUGAAUGGUACGAACAACAGACUGGAAAAGUGUUUGAUUUCCAGAAAGAGUUUGUAGAGUAUUGUGUCUCGGACGUCGACAGUUUACGCCAAUGCUGUGCGCAGUUUAGAGCCACCCUCAAGACUUUGGUCAACGUGGACCCUUCCCAGGAAUCCAUCACUUUUGCCAGUGCUGCUAAUUUAGCCUAUCGUCGACAAUUCAUGCCUAAAGAGACCAUUACCAUCAUUCCGAACCUCGGGUAUCAACCUGCACGACAAUAUUCGGCCAAAGCCUGUCGGUGGCUCACCUGGAUGAGUCAACAGACCGGAUGUCACAUACGGCAUGCCAGAAACGGGGAUGAAGUACGUCCAGAUCGGAAAUUAUACCGUCGACGGAUACCAGGAAGCGACUCGCACCGUCUACGAAUUUUACGGGUGUUAUUGGCACGGAUGCCCCACCUGCUAUCCCAGUUUACAGACCGAAACUUAUCCUCACCGGACCCAAUUUACUUACCAACAAUUACACGAGAAAACCAUCCGAAGGACUUUGGCUUUGGGGACAUGGGGUACACCGUUCGAAGCAUCUGGGAGAACGAUUUCGAUCAGCAAGUGCAACGAGAUGUGAGUUUACGGCAUUUUGUACGAGACCUGGACAUUCCCGAUCCUUUGAACCCUCGAGAAGCCCUGUACGGAGGCCGGACCAAUGCCACCCGAUUAUAUUGUGAGGAAGGGGACAUGAGAUACGUGGACGUUUGUUCCCUAUACCCUUACGUAUUGAAACACAGACCUUUUCCUGUAGGGCAUCCCGAGAUCAUCACAGACGAGUUCAAGGUAGUGAGAAAUUAUUUCGGCAUCAUUCACUGUCGGGUCUCGCCUCCCCGAGGCCUCUAUCACCCCGUAUUACCUUAUCGGACGGGAGGCAAGUUAUUAUUUCCCUUAUGUCGAACCUGUGCCGAACGACAUGACUCUACUUCUCAAGAUCGAUGUCAACACACCGACCAGGAACGUAGUCUCACGGGCACCUGGGUGACAACCGAAUUACAUAAAGCCCUGGACAUGGGAUAUACCUUAGAUCGAAUCUACGAAGUGUGGCAUUUUAAAGAAAGCAGACAGGAUUUAUUCAGACCCUACAUCGAUACCUUCCUCAAGAUCAAACAGGAAGCGUCCGGAUUCCCCCCGACUGUGAGACCUCAGAACAAAAAACAAGAUUACAUUCGACAAGUCUUAUACAAAGAAGGAUUCAUGAUGGACAUUCUCAGUAUCGAGAAGAAUCCAGUGAGAAGAACCAUUGCUAAACUCUUUUUAAAUUUUCUGUGGGGAAAAUUUGCUCAACGCUUGUUAUCACCCAAAACCAGAUACUUGGACGAAGAAGAGGAAUUACAGCAAUUCUUACAAGAUUCGACCCUCGACAUCAAGGGCAUGCAGCUCUUAAACAAUAAAGAGGAUUCCAAUAAGGACAAGAUGCUAGUGAAUUAUCAAAACAAACAGGAAUUGGAAACGUGGUCCUGGCUUGUUUUACCACCGCGCAUGCCCGCUUACACUUCUACGAGACUUUACAACCUUUAG